Messenger RNA from Oppiella nova, 4194 nucleotides. The record is from the annotation of a GenBank genome assembly. NCBI's taxonomy places the organism in Eukaryota, Metazoa, Arthropoda, Arachnida, Sarcoptiformes, Oppiidae.
AGUCAUUUGUUUGGUACAGUAUUACGAUUCAUAAAAAUCGUUUUCUUUGUUAACUUGAGUUAGAAAUAAUAGACAAACAAAUAUUUGGCAAAAAUGAAGAUUCUUAUGUUAGGUAUUUGUCUAUUUAUAAUCGGGUGCACACAAACAGCACCCGUACCUGAUGAUCAGUACCAGAUUGGCACCGGAAUCGCUGAUAUUACAGGACCGGCAGCUGAGAUCAAUAUGAUGGGUUACGCAAAGUUGGGUCAGGACACCAGUGGUAUUCACUUAAGACUGUUUAGUAGGGCUGUCAUAAUAGUGGACAACACAGGCAAUAGGAUUCUGUAUAUCACUGCAGAUCUUCAGGGAAUCGCACAGAUAAUCAAAAUGGAAGUAGUGAAAGCACUGGAAGCCAAAUAUAAGGAUCUCUAUCAUCACGAGAAUGUGUUAAUUAGCGCAACGCAUACCCAUUCAGGACCGGGAGGUUUCUUCCAGUAUUUAUUGUACAUAUUUACGACCGAGGGUUUCAUUAAAGAUAGUUAUCAGGAUAUAGUCGAUGGUAUCAUGAAAAGUAUAGACAUGGCUCACAAUAAUCUCAAACCUGGAUAUAUCUACUGGAAUGAGGGGGAGUUGACUGACUCGAGUGUCAAUAGAAGUCCCGCCGCUUAUGAUAACAAUCCCAAAGAGGAAAAGGAUAAAUACAAAUAUAAUACCGAUAAGAUAAUGAACUCAAUGAAAUUCACUGACUUGAAUGGUGAGCCACUAGCCCUGGUCAAUUGGCACGCUGUCCAUUGUGUGUCUAUGAAUAACUCAAACACUUUGAUUAGUAGCGAUAAUAAGGGAUAUGCGUCCCUGUUAUUUGAGUCCGAAAUAAAUAAGGGACUGCCGGGAAAGGGCCCAUUUAUAGCCAUCUUUUCACAAGCAAAUGAAGGCGAUUCCACACCCAAUACGGCUGGUCCUCGAUGUAUAGAUACCGGACUUCCUUGUGAUUUGGUACACAGCACUUGCGGUGGAAAGAACGAGAAGUGCAUAGCCUUUGGUCCGGGGAAAGACAUGUUUGAAUCGACACAAAUCAUUGCACAAAAACAGUACCAAAAGGCCAAAGAGCUGUUCGUCAGCACCAGUCAAACCAAACUGAAGGGAAGCAUUGAAUACAUCUAUCAGAACAUAGAUAUGUCUGACUAUGAAGUGGUUUUAUCGGCCAACCAGACCGUCAAGACAUGCAAACCAGCACUAGGUUUCUCUUUCGGCGCCGGUACUACUGAUGGAGAGGGAGCUACUAUGUUCAAACAGGGAACCCAUUCAGGAGAAGAACCCAAAUUCUGGGAUUUCAUCCGCAAUCUGAUCACAACACCGACCAAACAGAUCACUGACUGUCAGGCGCCGAAAGCCAUUCUCCUACCGGUUGGCGAAAUGACUUUCCCCUACCAGUGGGCACCUAAUCUGAUGCCAACCCAGCUCUUAAGAAUAGGCAAUGUAGUGAUCGCCGGACUUCCCGGUGAGUUCACCACAAUGUCCGGCAGAAGGAUGAGAGACGCCAUCACCAAAGCCUUCGCAGAUAACGGACAGGAAGUAAAGGUGACGCUCACGGGUUUGGCCAACACUUACAGCAAUUAUAUCGCGACGUAUGAAGAAUAUCAGGUCCAGAGAUACGAAGGCGGGUCCACAAUGUAUGGCCCGCACACUCUCCAGGCAUAUAUCCAACAGUUCACAUAUUUGGCUAACAAUAUGGCUAAACAAACUCGUGUAGCGCCGGGACCUGUGUUUCCAAACCUUCUUAAGGAUGAGAUAACAGUAAAACCCGGAGUCGUUUUGGACGAACCAAAGAUUGGACACAAAUUCGGGGAUGUGUUGACGAAUCCAAAGGACACAUAUCAUACGGGAAGUGAAGUUAUGGUGACCUUUGUUGGCGCCCACCCCCGCAAUAAUGCCAAACUUCAAUCAACAUACCUGACCGUUGAGAAACAAAACGGUGACAAAUGGGAUGUGAUCGCCACCGAUGCUAACUGGGAGACUAAAUUCCAUUGGAGGAGAACUAAUGCUGUGUUAGGCUAUAGUGAAGUGGAUGUCAUUUGGAGUAUUGCGGCCAAUACUCCGAGUGGUAACUAUAGGAUCCAAUACUUCGGUGACCACAAGAACCUGUUGGGACACAUCACACCAUUCACUGCUACCUCCAACACAUUUCAAGUUUUUAUGCUGGGUAUUUGUCUGUUUACGAUCGGGUGUAUACAAACAGUGCCCGUACCCGAUGAUCAGUACCAGAUUGGCACCGGAAUCGCCGAUAUUACAGGACCGGCAGCUGAGAUCAAUAUGAUGGGUUACGCAAAGUUGGGUCAGGACACCAGUGGUAUUCACUUAAGACUGUUCAGUAGGGCUGUCAUAAUAGUGGACAACACAGGCAAUAGGAUUCUGUAUAUCACUGCAGAUCUUCAGGGAAUCGCAGAUAUUAUCAAAAUAGAAGUACUGAAUGCACUGGAAGCCAAAUAUAAGGAUCUCUACCAUCACGAGAAUGUGUUAAUUAGCGCAAUUCAUACCCAUUCAGGACCGGGAGGUUUCUACCAAUAUUUACUGUACAGCGUCACGACCGAGGAAGUCCCGCCGCUUAUGAUAUCUGGAUAUAUCUACUGGAAUGAGGGGGAGUUGACUGACUCGAGUGUCAAUAGAAGUCCCGUCGCUUAUGAUAACAAUCCCAAAGAGGAAAAGGAUAAAUACAAAUAUAAUACCGAUAAGACAAUGAAUUCAAUGAAGUUUACUGACUUGAAUGGUGAACCAUUAGCCCUGGUCAAUUGGCAUCCCGUUCAUUGUGUGUCUAUGAAUAACUCAAACACUUUGAUUAGUAGCGAUAAUAAGGGAUAUGCAUCCCUAUUAUUUGAGGCCGAUUAUAAUAAGGGACAAUUACCCGGGAAGGGCCCAUUUAUAGCCAUCUUUUCACAAGCAAAUGAAGGCGAUUCCACACCCAAUACGGCUGGUCCUCGAUGUAUAGAUACCGGACUUCCCUGUGAUUACGUUAGCAGCACUUGUGGUGGAAAUAACGAGAAGUGCAUAGCCUUUGGUCCGGGGAAAGACAUGUUUGAAUCGACACAAAUCAUUGCACAAAAACAGUACCAAAAGGCCAAAGAGCUGUUCGUCAGCACAAAUCAAACCAAACUGAAGGGAAGAAUUGAAUACAUCUAUCAGAACAUAGAUAUGUCUGACUAUGAAGUGGUUUUGUCGGCCAACCAGACCGUCAAGACAUGUAAAGCUGCGUUGGGCUACUCGUUUGGGGCCGGGACUACCGAUGGAGAGGGGGCUACUUUUUUCAAACAGGGGACUCGUGAGGGACAGGAGUCUGUAUUCUGGGACUUAGUCCGUGAUGUGAUCACAACACCGUCUAAAGAGAUGACUGAAUGUCAGGCCCCGAAGGCCAUACUCCUAGCGGUGGGCGAAAUGAAUUUGCCCUAUCAGUGGACGCCUGAUCUCAUGGCAACCCAGUUGUUCAGAAUAGGCGAUGUAGUGAUCGCCGGAUUUCCCGGUGAGUUAACCACAAUGUCUGGUCGUAGGCUGAGAGACGCCAUCACCAAAGCCUUCGCAGAUAACGGACAGGAAGUAAAGGUGACGCUCACGGGUUUGGCCAACACUUACAGCCAUUAUAUCGCGACGUAUGAAGAAUAUCAGGUCCAGAGAUACGAAGGCGGGUCCACACUGUAUGGCCCGCACACUCUCCAGGCAUAUAUCCAACAGUAUGUCUAUUUGGCUAACAAUAUGGCCAAACAAACUCGUGUAGCGCCGGGACCUGUGUUUCCAAACCUUCUUAAAAAGGAGAUAACAGUUAAACCGGGAGUUAUUGCGGACUCACCAAAGAUUGGACACAAAUUCGGGGAUGUGUUGCGGAACCCAAAUAACACAUACCAUACGGGAAGUGAAGUGAAUGCAACCUUUGUUGGCGCCAACCCUCGCAAUAACCCCAAACUGGACUUAACAUACCUGACCGUUGAGAGACAAAACGGUAACACUACGGCAUGGGAUGUGAUCGCCACCGAUGCCAACUGGGAGACCAAAUUUCAUUGGAGAAGAACUAACACUUUGUUAGGUAAUAGUGAAGUGGAUGUCAUUUGGGAUAUUCCGGCCAAUACUCCGAGUGGUAACUAUAGGAUCAGAUACUUUGGUGACAACAAGAAUAUAUUGGGAAAAAUUACACCAUUCAAUGCCACCACAAACACUUUCCAAGUGCUCUGA